ACUAACCCAUGGUGUGACAACGGUGGUAAGACUUUCAAAUCUAUGUUUAGGCUUGUAAUACCUUAUUUUGCUAAAGCUUUAUUCCUUAUCUUACUUAAAUGUUGCGAGUCUAAAAAUCUUCCAUGGCUCAAAGAAUGUGCGGUUGAUUCUUCCAUGUGUCCCCACGACAUGUCAUUUGCUGACAAAAUAAAGUACUAAAGUUGCAUUCUUACUGGUCAAAUCCACAGAAAACCUGUUCCACAAAUCAGACUUUGUUAGUAGGACACAUUUAUAAUCAUCCAGAUGUAGCUGCAUGGAUUGCUUUGGCACUUUUUUUUUUUUUAAACUUCAAUAUGGUCUUACAAGCUCUGGCAUGAAGACAGCUAUAAAGCAGCUGGAGAAUGGAAAAUAUCUGUUAAAAAUCAAAUAUGACAUGUUCAUCCUGGAUAGGAAUGUGCUUCUUGGUUAUACAACUAUCGUUCUGUAUUUAACUGCAUUUACAAGAUUUGUCUUGUUACCUUCCUAGGAGUUCACAGGUUAUUCGACACUCCCUUGGGCUAUAAAUUACGUGCACAUGCCUACUGAAGUGAGAUUUAUUAUUUUUAUUUCAAAAAAACCCACCUUACAUCCCACAUUUCGCUGGAAAGAGGCCCCUUUGUGCACCGAGUCUUUAAAUUGUGAGCAGCCGCUUACUUAUUGCUUUCACUUUUCCGGAUCGUGUUGCUCAAGGGUCUCAGUCAGCUCCUCUCACCAUGAAGAGUUUUGCUCUUCUUUUCCUGGUGGUGGUGGGAGGAUUGGGACAAUCCUCUGGCGUGGAAGGAUUGGGACAAAAGCUGAAGCCAAAGAAAAGAAGCAAUGGCGAAGAAAUCAGAUUUCGGACUAAAACCAAAGAUGUUUGCACAAUGAGCAUGAGUGGGGACGAGGAGAUGAGACUUAGGAUCGAAUGCAAAAGCCAAGGCAUGUCCUACUGGUGUGAAUUUGCUGGCAAGCCAUCGGUCUGUCGUGCUUUCAGAAACAAUCCAAAGAUUUACUGGAAUCAGAUCGCCGCCGAACUCCGAAAGCUCCCCCACGCUUGUGAAUCCACACAAGUCCUGAAGACCACCAUGUGCCAAAAGGCUCCCACAGAGGCUCUCAUGAAGCAAAUAGCUGCUGGUAUGGAGCCAGAAGAUCUAGCGAACCAGGACGAAUCAGAUCAGAAAACUUCUACGAGGGGAGCAGGGAAAAGCUCUGUUAAGAAAAUAGGGAAACUUCCAAUGCUCCCUCUUGUAAGACCAACCCAUCGUGGUCAGGGGUCUGAGAAUGAGACGGAAGCAAUGAAACUGGCACGGGAGCACUGCUGGGAAUCCCUGCAUGGUUUCUGCUCCUACAUUAUUGGCAUCUUUAGAGGUUAAGGAUGUGCUUCAGAGCAAAGUUUUUACAGCUGAAGAAAGGUCCUUGCUGUAGUUUAAUAAUUUAGAUGUAAGAAUUUGGGGUUUAAAAACGAGUCGUCUCUAUAAAUCUUGUAGCUGUUCUCUCUGUGCACCCCUAAAAUGCAAACUUUUUAACUGCCCUGAAAAACGCAUGAAAUUGGAGUGACUGUACUGAAAGUGUUAGGAUGAACUAACUGUCCGUAGGUCUGUCACACACCAAGGCACAUUUAUGUAACCCAGGUUCCACUUUUAGGAGUGUGUGUGCUGGUUCGCUUCAGUUUGUUCGAGGUGAAAGCUGUAAAUGAUGCUACAGUUAGUGCAAACAAUAAAAAUAAGAUUUUUCGAAAACA
This is a messenger RNA of Calidris pugnax (ruff), 1738 nucleotides long. It is a transcript of the gene FGFBP2, whose product is annotated as fibroblast growth factor binding protein 2. Lineage: Eukaryota; Metazoa; Chordata; Aves; Charadriiformes; Scolopacidae. Gene Ontology annotation, biological process: cell-cell signaling. The transcript is spliced from 2 exons. The coding region runs from base 732 to 1370 and encodes 212 amino acids. The record is from RefSeq and is a predicted model, not a curated record. Gene Ontology annotation, molecular function: growth factor binding.